Aspergillus pseudotamarii is the source of this 496-nucleotide messenger RNA. RefSeq lists its product as uncharacterized. The record is from RefSeq and is a predicted model, not a curated record. The coding region runs from base 276 to 494 and encodes 72 amino acids. Lineage: Eukaryota; Fungi; Ascomycota; Eurotiomycetes; Eurotiales; Aspergillaceae. The transcript has a single exon.
UGACCAUCAAUCUCUCUCGACGUGAAAUACAUAUUCAAUUAGCGUAGCUGGAAAUUGAAACCUAAUGUCCGACGGUGUGAAUUCUCCCUUGACCUCGAUUGGGCUUCUUACCCUCGUGUUCUCCACAGACGCGUUCCUGACUUGCGCAGUGAAAGGUACUAGCCCGCAGUAGUUGCGUACCGGGUUACACAGCCAAUACAUACGAUAUAUUACAGGAUUGCAUUGGCAGGAGGAAGAGGACAAUAACGAGAUCAGAUGCAACAGAAGAUGGCGCGAUGUUGCGGCCUUGGAACACUGGGAAAUGCACCUUCCAGGGCAAAUAUAGGAUGGCCAGUGGUCGUGAAGGUCAAGACUUGACCCCACUAGCAAUUGUGGUUUUCAUUGGCACAUGUGCCAUCAUACUUCGGUUGGGAGGUUUUUGUUCCCCCUCUUCUCUGGGCAGAGAGACCUGUAAAUAUGCUGGUAAGAGUAGCACAACCUGGGGGGUUGGGUGAGG